Cyprinodon variegatus (sheepshead minnow) is the source of this 3151-nucleotide messenger RNA. RefSeq names its product E3 ubiquitin-protein ligase RNF19A-like. Bases 384 to 2906 code for a protein of 840 amino acids. Gene Ontology annotation, molecular function: zinc ion binding; ubiquitin protein ligase activity; ubiquitin conjugating enzyme binding. The record is from RefSeq and is a predicted model, not a curated record. Gene Ontology annotation, cellular component: ubiquitin ligase complex; cytoplasm. The transcript is spliced from 10 exons. Gene Ontology annotation, biological process: protein polyubiquitination; positive regulation of proteasomal ubiquitin-dependent protein catabolic process; ubiquitin-dependent protein catabolic process. NCBI's taxonomy places the organism in Eukaryota, Metazoa, Chordata, Actinopteri, Cyprinodontiformes, Cyprinodontidae.
CGUUGCUUGACCACAGCGGAUUCAUACCUUGGCUGAAGUUUAGUGUUACACACUUUCUACCACGGCACUCUGUGUAAUGGCGACCGCAGGGCCGUCUUCUGUGGUAAAGUAACUUCAAAUUGGACGGAAUAAAACAGCCUGAGUGCACAUCAACACCUCAGAAAUCUGAAGAUGCUAGGAUCUAAGAGACCAGAGCUCCUCGCUGAUCUGCUAGGUUCUUCCAUUAUGUCGUAACUAAAGGUUGUCCGGCCUCCUUCCUUGGGAAUCCUCUCUCUUAAAUCUCAUUUCCUCUUUUGAAUUUGGGCUUGUAUUCAACAUCAGCAAUCCCCUCACCUGAUGUGGUGAUUUCUAACUGAAUUAUUGGUAGCGCCUCAUCUGGCGCAAUGAGUAGCCUGCAGCAUGGCAGUACAGGCUCAGAGCGAGACCUUCAGUCCGCUGUAUCCUCUGUUAGCCUCCCCUCAGUUAAAAAGAACUCUAAAAGACGCCGUCUGUCCCUUCACUCAUUCUUCGGAAGGAGACUCAGACCUGAACGGGAGUCCAAACGGAAGUCUAGGACUCUGUCAUCUGGGGUGGAUGCGGUUGUCAGCCUUGAAAGCGUGCAGACUGAGACCGGGCUUGACAAAACUUCCACCCAGCCUCCGUUGGACGUAGCGUCCACAUCAACCGGGUCGGGGAGUUUGUCAGAGCUACUGGAAUGCCCCCUGUGCCUGCUUCGCCAUACACGGGACCGCUUCCCGGACAUCAUGACCUGCCACCAUCGUUCCUGCGCAGACUGCCUGCGCCAGUAUCUACGCAUUGAGAUUUCAGAGUCCCGCGUCAACAUCACCUGCCCCGAGUGCUCGGAGCGCUUCAACCCACACGACAUCCAGAUGAUCUUGGGAGACCGAGCCGUCAUGGAGAAAUAUGAGGAGUUCAUGCUGAGGAGGUGGCUGGUGGCCGAACCAGACUGUCGCUGGUGUCCUGCCCCCGACUGCGGGUAUGCUGUCAUUGCUUUUGGCUGUGCCAGCUGUCCAAAGAUCACCUGCGGACGCGAUGGCUGCGGUACAGAGUUCUGCUACCACUGCAAACAGCUGUGGCAUCCCAAUCAGACAUGUGACACGGCACGGCAGCAAAGAGCUCAGAGCCUUCGGCUGAGGAGCUUCAGGUCAUCGUCACUGAGCUACAGCCAGGAGAGCGGCGCAGCCGGCGAUGACAUCAAGCCAUGCCCUCGCUGCUCCGCGUAUAUCAUCAAAAUGAACGAUGGAAGCUGUAAUCAUAUGACCUGUGCCGUAUGCGGCUGUGAGUUCUGUUGGCUCUGCAUGAAAGAGAUUUCUGAUCUGCACUACUUGAGUCCAUCAGGCUGCACAUUCUGGGGGAAAAAGCCUUGGAGCAGAAAGAAAAAGAUCCUCUGGCAGCUUGGGACUUUGGUGGGAGCGCCUGUGGGUAUCGCUCUCAUUGCAGGCAUCGCCAUCCCAGCAAUGAUCAUUGGGAUCCCAGUCUAUGUGGGCAGAAGGAUUCAUAACCGCUACGAAGGAAAGGACAUUUCAAAGCAUAAGAGGAACUUGGUGAUAGCUGGUGGUGUGACGCUGUCGGUGAUUGUAUCUCCAGUGGUUGCUGCUGUCACUGUUGGUAUUGGCGUUCCCAUCAUGCUUGCGUACGUCUAUGGGGUUGUCCCAAUCUCUCUGUGUCGGAGCGGAGGCUGUGGGGUUUCCGCCGGCAACGGAAAAGGAGUUCGAAUUGAGUUUGAUGAUGAAAAUGACAACAUAGGCACCGGGCCAGUAGCUACAGACACUACGUCUGUGGCGGAGACACGGCUCAACAACCCGAGCCUCGGAGACGGCGCAAGCGUCGGAGGUUUGACUGGCCUCAGCGUCAGCGGGAGCCACAUGGAGCGCUGCGGAGUGAGCUCAGCUCAGCGGGACAACAUGAGCGACAACGCCAGCACCACGGCACUUGCUGGGACCAGCAUUACGGGCAGCCUGUCUGGCAGCUGCUACAACAGGAUGGAAGUGCAGGCUGAUGUCCAGAAGGAGCGCUGCAGUUUAAGCGGCGAGUCGGCCACCGUCAGCCUGGGGACGAUCAGUGACAACGCCAGCACCAAAGCCAUGGCCGGCUCCAUUCUCAAUGCCUACAUGCCGCUUGAAAGAGACGGCAGCCUGGAGGUUCCCGCUGACUCUGAGUCCAAACAGGACAAGGUGAGACACGGCAGUGCCAGCAGCAGCAUGGAUGAGACCAGCUGCAGCAGUGGUCCGGCCGUCAUCAAAGGAGCAGGCGCUGACGGAUGUUUAUGCUCAUGUCCCUCCACAUGCUGCUGUGGACAGCCCAGCAACCAGUGUGGCCCCUCUUCCUCUUGUUCUAAGGACCCUAUCACUACUGUGGGCAAAACAUGCAAAAGUAAGCUUUGGAGAAGAGCAAGCAGUAGCAGCAGCAGCAAAGGAGACAGAAGAGUGAAUGAAAAACAAGGCGACAUCGAUGCUCAGUUUCUGGAGCAGCGGAGCGCUAACUCCUCCGAGCUGGAUUCACCGUCUCUGAGCGGUAGCCUGCCUUCAGUGGCCGACUCGCACUGUAGCCACUUGUCAUCCGAGUUCAGCUGCUCCGACCCUGAAACCCUAAAACCUAGCCAACCAUCAUCCCAGAUUGACCCUCCCGCUCAUCAGCCCACUAUCACACCUUUGCCUGAGGUGGAGCAUGACCGCCUCGAGAAUCUCCCAGCUCAGAGUGGCCACGCAGCCUUCAGCCAUCGCUUGCUGUCUUCAUCCCCACCUGCUUCACCUAGAAAGAGAAGCAGUAGGACUUUCCUUUACAUCAGCGAGGACGGCAGCGGUGGAAACACAAAGCCAGAGAGGUUUGUUGAAGAAACCACCAGAAGCACUGCCGAACAGCCUGUGAGCCCCACAAGGAAGCGAUGCAUACAGACAGAUAUUUGAAGGUACCCUUCCUUACUUUUGCUGUGUUACUGCUGCAAACUGUGUUCGCUUCAUCAUCAAAUCUCAACAUCCCCUUAAAGCUAGGAAGCUGAAGAUCAGGGUUUAUCAACGCAGUUAAUCUGUUUAGUAACAUAGGGUGAGAAGGAAGUAGGCAGGAGAUUUAUGGAUGUGUAUACACAAAGAAGAUCAUUUGGAUCUCUGGUUUUAAGUUUCAGUCAAGUUUAAAGAGCAGUGAGCUAGAUUUG